Molecule: messenger RNA, 1907 nt
Organism: Cercospora beticola
Lineage: Eukaryota; Fungi; Ascomycota; Dothideomycetes; Mycosphaerellales; Mycosphaerellaceae
Biological process (GO): transmembrane transport
Cellular component (GO): membrane
Molecular function (GO): transmembrane transporter activity
Source: RefSeq, a predicted model, not a curated record
AUGUCGACAAACGAAGCGUCCUCCGUCAGCAUUGAUGAUCGAAAGCAAGAAGGCAUACUUGAAGUGCAGUAUUCGCAUAACGGAACAACUGUCGACCAUGUCGAGAAAGAGGAUGCCGGUCUCGUCGCGCUGGGUUACACGCCAGUGUUGACGAGAAACAGGACUUUGUCUGCUGUUCUUUUCCAGUCGAUUGCCAUCAUUGCUGUCCCAUUCGGAGAAGGGACCGCACUGAACUCUGCAAUCAUCGGAGGCGGCCAGUUGCCGUACUUCAUCGGCUGGAUCAUGGUGUCGGUCCUCGAUCAAGCUGUGGUCAUGAGUCUUGCAGAGCUCGCAUCAAAAUUCCCGACCGCUGGCGGACCACAAUUCUGGGUGCACCAAUUGAUGCCUGCCGGUCGGGCGCGCACUACGCUCUCGUUCAUGACAGGCUGGAUCUGGCUCGUGGGCAACUGGACCAUUGCCUUGUCAGUCAAUUUUGGAUUCGCCUCACUCAUUGCUGGGACUGUCACAAUGUAUCAUCCAGAUUGGGCGGCAACUGACUGGCAGCUGCUUCUGAUAUUUUACGCCAUCUGCAUUGCAGUCUUCUGCCUCUGUGCCUUCGGCAACCGGUUUCUGCCAUACGUCGAUACAAUAGCGGCUGGUUGGAACCUUCUCUGCAUCAUGGUCGUAUUCAUUGGGCUAUCUGCGACCGCGAAAGAGGGACGACACAGCGCUGCGUAUGCACUGGCGCACUAUAACAAUACGCUCAGUGGCUGGGGCUCCUGGAGCUUUGCCAUUGGUCUGCUUCCUGCUGCAUAUACUUAUGCAGCGAUGGGAAUGAUAUCGAGCAUGGCAGAAGAAGUACAUGAACCCGAGCGGAUGCUACCCAAGGCUAUGUGUUUGAGUGUCCCCCUUUCUGCCAUUAUGGGACUCUUUUUCAUUCUACCAAUCUGUUUCACGCUGCCACCACUUGAGGAUGUACUUAACGCACCGGCUGCCCAGGGCCUUCCCUACAUCUUCAAUCAUGUGAUGGGGAGUCCCGGAGGCGGCCUUGGACUCAUGUUCUUUGUGUUGGGAGUUGCUGUGUUCUGCUCGGUCUCCAUCACUACCACAGCAUCGCGUUGCACAUGGGCUUUUGCACGGGACCAUGCCAUUCCUUUCUCUGGUCUGUGGUCCAGGCUUGACUUGGGCGACACGCCCGUGAUGGCUCUUCUACUCACGACAGUUGUUCAAAUGCUGCUAGGCCUGAUCAAUCUCGGCUCAACCAGUGCUUUUACGGCAUUCGCCUCUGUGGGAGUGAUCGGACUCGCAGCUGCUUAUGCCCUGCCAGUGGCUGUGAGCAUGCUCGAAGGUCGAAAAGCUGUAUCGACAGCUCGAUUCCGGUUUCCUCCUGUCGUCGGCUGGCUUGUCAAUGGAGUCAUGGUCGUCUGGAUUGCCUUCCAGAUGAUACUAUUUUCGAUGCCAACGACGUUACCGGUUACAGCAACAAGCAUGAACUAUGCCAGUGUUGUGUUUGUGGGAUUUUUCGUCCUCAGCACAGCUUACUAUUUGCUGUGGGCUCGAAAAGUCUACGAGGGCCCCCCGAUCACGCACGGCCUGUGAGGCGGAAUGCUUAAUGCGUCGCUCGUGGAGAUUGGCAGAGUCUCGCGUCGUACACGCCCAUUGUUCUUUCGAGAGUCGACACGCAAAGACGAACACCCACCGAGUUUGUCUCCGUAUGUCUCGAUAAAUCUGUCAACAAAGGCUCGCCGUUCAUGAGGUUUUUCAAAUCCAUCCUUGGGUAUGUUGCGGCCAAGAUAGUGCGCGGUACAGGACAUUGACGUUGUUUGAAUUGAUAUAAGGCCACAAGAAAGAUGCGUUGCGCUCCAGCUACAGGAAAGAUCUCAUAAUCAAUACGAGCAUUGAUGUUCUGCAGAGGCUUUGAGCCCAUC